This is a messenger RNA of Phoenix dactylifera (date palm), 1930 nucleotides long. RefSeq names its product 2-oxoglutarate (2OG) and Fe(II)-dependent oxygenase superfamily protein. NCBI's taxonomy places the organism in Eukaryota, Viridiplantae, Streptophyta, Magnoliopsida, Arecales, Arecaceae. The record is from RefSeq and is a predicted model, not a curated record.
GAACCCGGAACUCAAUUCGCCGAAAGCACGCCUCCUUUUUAAUGUUCGCCUUUCCAAUACGCAACCGCCAAAACAAAGGAAGGAUUCGAGAACGAGAGUGAGAGGGAUGGCUCCCCUCUUCACACAGAGCCAUCAUCGCUCCCUCGAGCUCUCCUUCCUCUCCCCACGAUCCCCCGGUCGGGCGCCGCCCCCUCGCCCUUUGCCUCGCCGCGUCUCGGGCCGGACGAUGGCUUGCGAGCCCGCGGACGCGUUUCGAACGGUGAGGCCGGUCACCAUCUCCUACCCCGAGCUGCAGGACAAGAAAACGGAUUUGUCGACCAAGAUCGAACAAGGGCUAGGACCCAAUGGACUUGGAAUCCUUGCAGUCUCUGAUGUGCCUGGGUUUCCUCUGUUACGUCAAAAUCUCCUACAUCUUGCACCCAGAGUCGCAAACCUACCUGAUGAUGUAAAGAAAGAGCUUGAAGACCCAGACAGCAGGUAUAAUUUUGGAUGGAGUCAUGGGAAAGAGAAGCUGGAAUCUGGUAAAUUUGAUACAUUUAAAGGCUCAUAUUAUGCCAAUCCAAUCUUAGACAUACCUACGACUGAUGUUGCUGUUAUACACAGGUACCCAUCAUACUGUCGACCAAAUAUAUGGCCUGCCAUUUCUUUGCCUGAGCUUGAACAAGCAUUUAAAAAUCUUGGAAAGCUGAUGUUGGAAGUUGGGCUCAUGUUGGCAUAUCAUUGUGAUCAAUAUGUAACAAAGGAGAUGACAAAGCAUGAUGAUGGACUUGAGCAUAUACUUAGGCACUCCAGGUGCCACAAAGGUCGUUUAUUAUAUUACUUUCCUCGGCAACUGAGUGAAUGCACUGGGGAUAUUCGUUCCACGUCCUCAUGGUGUGGGUGGCAUACUGACCAUGGGUCACUCACAGGUCUUACUUGUGGCAUGUUCAAGAGAAAUGGUAUAGAGAUCCCAUGUCCUGACACGGGUGCUGGCCUUUACAUUAAAACGCGAAAUGACAAAAUUGUCAAAGUUGUGUUUGGAGAAGAUGAAUUAGCAUAUCAAAUUGGUGAAACAACUGAAGUAUUAUCAAAGGGCCGUCUUUGUGCUACUCCACAUUGUGUACAGGAAUCCAGAUUUACUCUUUCUUUUGUUAUUUAUUCUCUUACCAUACAUCUAGAAUUUGCCUUUUUAUAUAAGGCACCUAAUGGUGAAAAGGCUUUUGGUGUGGAACGUUCAACUUUUGCUAUGUUCAUGCAACCUGACUGGGAUGAGCGUCUUAGAUUUCCUGACGAGAUUCAUCAUCAUCAAGAGUUGAUUCCACCAAAUGGAACUCUUACUUUUGGGGAGUAUUCCGAAAUGCUCCUUAACAAGUAUUACCAUCAAAGAAUGAUUACCAGUCAGAAAGUAGAGGGGCAGCUGAUAAUACAAUUGCGGGGUAUGGAUAGUGAUGUACCACUAGAGUAUGCAGUUUGAAAUUAAAGGUUUACUUGAUGUAGCUUCGAGAAAGAUUUUGUGAUGGUUGAAGCUGGUACAGGAGGCAUCACUAAAUGGAACUGAUUUUGUGAUAGCCAGCCACUUCAUGAGUAAUCCAAAGCUCAGAAAGGUGACAGCACCAAACAAGCAUUACAGGCCAUCAUGAGAUCUCCCUUCCGCCGUGUUCGGGAUAACGCUGGGGGCGCGUCAAGUAGGGGGAAGCUCGGUAAGUUGCUGGGUUCCACGAAGGGCCAUCUCUCCUCCGCAUGGCCCGGUUGGUGGCCGAGGGUGGACAUUAUGGGAGACCAUGAUGCUCAUGUCUGCCAUUCAUUCUGAUUGGUCGGCAUCAUAUGGUGGCUGAGGGUGGACUGAAUGAUAAGCUACUUGAAACACCAUCUAAGACUUACUGGAUAUUGUAUGGUAUAAGAUUUCUCCUCUUGGCUUGUCACAGAUAUUAUAUUAGUAGAUAUAUAUAUA